Molecule: messenger RNA, 1725 nt
Organism: Polychytrium aggregatum
Lineage: Eukaryota; Fungi; Chytridiomycota; Chytridiomycetes; Polychytriales
Product: Alpha/Beta hydrolase protein
Exons: 4
Coding region: 11-1522 (503 amino acids)
Molecular function (GO): hydrolase activity
Source: RefSeq, a predicted model, not a curated record
UCAUUGGCGCAUGUUCCUCGCGCGGUGCUUGGCCUGGUCAUCUUCAGGGGGCUCGGCUGCAGAGCGUCUGUUCCUCCAUUGUUUCAUCUUGCCUUUUUUCCUCUGCCCUCGCCAAGCACACCUCGGUCUGGGGCUCCCGUCCAGCAUGAUUCGCACUGCCCCGCGAAGGCUGCUGGCCCGAUCGCCUCUCUGGCUCCCCGCACGCUGCCUGAGCUCAGACGGCCGCUCGCAUUGGCAUGCCUCGCUCUUCCUCGAGCCUCGCAUCCGCCAGGAGCUCGGCAAGCAACCGCAGAAAUCAAAGCGCCAUCCCCUGUUGAAUAUUCUCGUCGACAGCUUGCGCAUCUCCAGCUAUCCCUUUCAGAACUCGGCGGCAGUCGCCCGUGUGGUUACCCGCCUUGUGUAUUCGCCCCUGCCGCCCGGUACCUCCAAGACAGUAUCGCCGAUCCCUUGCGACUCGACAAUCUUUGAGUCCUCUCCAACACCAGAAUGCAAUCUCUCGCGCUUUGCCAAGGCCUAUCCGGCCCAGGACAUUCCGGGCCACUGGAUCGACGCAACAAACUCGGACCCGAGCAAGAUCAUUCUAUACAUGCACGGCGGGGCUUACUUUCUUCUAUCGCCUCGUUCGCACCAAAUCCUGACGGGGCUGUUUGCACGGUUCACGGGAUCCAGAGUGCUCUCCAUCGACUACAGCCUGGCCCCAGAACGACCGUUCCCAUGUGCCCUCCGUGACGCCAUCUCGGCAUAUCGAUUUCUGAUCGACCCACCGCCUGGAGCAACCCACCCCCGAUACGAUCCGAAGAAUAUUGUCUUUGCUGGCGACUCGGCGGGCGGUGGGCUGGCCAUCGCAGCGGCCCUGUGGCUCCGAGACGACGGACGAUGGCCGCUUCCCGGCGGACUCGCGGUGAUGUCGCCAUGGCUCGAUUUGACCCAUUCAAUGCCGAGCUUCGAUGAUCAUGUCCUGUUGGAUAUCUUGCCGAAGCUGAAUCAAAACCCAGAGAAGAGGCACUUUUAUACCACCAACGACCUCCUGGACCAUCCAUAUGUCUCGCCUCUGUUUGCAACAAAGAUUCCGACCAAGCCUCUCCCGCCAACCCUGAUCACCGUUGGCAGUGCCGAGCGGCUUCGCGACGAAGGCAUCAUGUUCUGGUCAAAGUUCAAGGGCCGCUGCUUGCCGGAUGACCGUCUGGAUGCACCGCACCAAGUGGUGAUCGAUCCAGAGAACAUGUCAGACUCAGGGUCCGAGAGCGACACCGAGGACGUCCGCAUCGAAGUGUACCAAGACAUGCCUCAUGUGUUCCAGAUGUUUCCGUUCGAGCGACUGGCACGGAUGUCGGUCCGCCGGAUCUCAGAUUUUAUUACGGCUGUCCAAAGGACGGAUACUGGCUCAUCAAAGGUCGAUACAUCGAGUCCUGGCGCACCAGGCUCCAAAGCAUCCAGUCCCGAUGGGUCGUGUGCAAGAGUCGGCGGUUCUGGUCGGAAUCGGAUCACGUUCAUUCGGCACAAUGGCGAUGUUGUCGUUUGAGGUGCUGCAAUGAUGUCUAGGGUUCUUCUACCACCUCCAGCUGUCCUAGACCCGUCACUAUAUCUGUCACAACAGUGACUGUUUGCUCUGGCGCUGUACAGUCGGUCCAGAAAAAAACGGGACAGUUCCUUCCUGGCUUCAGAUCUCUGGACCCUGCUGAAUGACUGUAGGCCCAGCGGGUAGGCCAUGGCAUUGCACUCCUG